AUGCUUUCAGUGCCGCGGGGCCGUCGCUCCGUUCCGGCCACCAAGCCAGCGGACUCGGAGCCUGACGCGUUGGUCGCCGCCGGCCACAGCACCGAGGCCUCGACACAGAAAUCACAGACCAACUUCAUGGAUCUGCCAACAGAACUCCAUCUUCUCAUCAGCAAGGAGCUCACCUACCCCGAUGCGCUCUCGCUAAAACAUGCCAGCCGUUAUUUCUACAACCUGGUCGACACUGGCGUCCGACUCAAGGUAGCGUGGCUCAUGGAACGACGGAUGCUCCACCUCGACUGCCCCAACGACCGAAAGUGCAAUCUGCGCACCGACCUCGAGUUCUGCAGGGGCAGCGUAACUCUCCUCAUGCAGAGGCGUCGGGAGCACGUUGAAUGCGAGUCUCGGCCUGGCCUAGGCUGCCUGGUCUAUGCCACUCCCCAGUGCGCAUACCGACGGGACUGGAAGACUGCCUGGAGGCGCUGGAUGAGACGGCAGAUCACAGUCGAGAUCUGGUGGAUUGUGCUGGCGGUGGUCCCGCUGAUCUUGGGCUGGCUCUGGAUGGCUGAGCUCAUGAAAUGGGCAGUGGCUUGA
Messenger RNA from Diaporthe citri, 582 nucleotides. RefSeq lists its product as uncharacterized. Lineage: Eukaryota; Fungi; Ascomycota; Sordariomycetes; Diaporthales; Diaporthaceae. The transcript is spliced from 2 exons. The record is from RefSeq and is a predicted model, not a curated record. Gene Ontology annotation, molecular function: protein binding. The coding region runs from base 1 to 582 and encodes 193 amino acids.